Messenger RNA from Osmerus eperlanus (European smelt), 2104 nucleotides. RefSeq names its product mitochondrial calcium uptake 1 (gene micu1). Bases 161 to 1630 code for a protein of 489 amino acids. Gene Ontology annotation, biological process: mitochondrial calcium ion homeostasis; calcium import into the mitochondrion. The transcript has 13 exons. The record is from RefSeq and is a predicted model, not a curated record. Gene Ontology annotation, cellular component: uniplex complex. Lineage: Eukaryota; Metazoa; Chordata; Actinopteri; Osmeriformes; Osmeridae. Gene Ontology annotation, molecular function: calcium ion binding.
AACGAGCUUCGUAGCGUGGGGGCGGCGCUCUGCUGGGCAAUGCGGAACUAGUGCUCAGCUGUACGUCAGACGGCAAAAACAGAAAACACAUUUGGAAACGUCGUAGUUAGUUUGAUAUUAACACAGAAAUUCUACAAGAGCCUUCAUAUAAAGACGAAAGAUGUUCCGCUUGCGGGCAUUGUCGGCCGCCACCGUGGGACUAGCACAGUUGUCUCGGCGUUACCAUGGUGAUGCCGUGCGGGGCUCUGGUAGGAGGAGACUGAUGCUAGCUGCUCUGGUGGGCGUGGCGGGGGCGUCAGCCAGCACUGGGCUGCUCUGGACAAGAGCGUACGCAGACGCUGGCCCCUCCGUCAGACACGCAGAGCGCCCCGAGGCGGAGGAGGCGGCGUUUGUGAAGGAAGAGGCAGAGUCGGAGGCGGAGUCCGAGACCUCGGUGGAGGCCAGCGGAGGAGAGGAAGAGGGGACGGAGGGAAAGAAGAAGAAGCCACGCUCAGGGUUCCGUGACCGCAAGGUGAUGGAGUAUGAGAACAGGAUCAGAGCCUACUCCACACCGGACAAGAUCUUCCGCUACUUUGCCACGCUGAAGAUCAUCAGUGAGCAUGGAGAUGCGGAGGUCUACAUGACGCCCCAGGACUUUGUACGCUCCAUCACCCCCAACGAGAAGCAGCCUGAAAACCUGGGUCUGGACCAGUUCCACGUAAAACGCUAUGAUGGGAAGGACUUCUGGCAGAAGAUCGCCCAGGAGAGGGAGAAGUUUGCAGAUGAAGACAGCAUCUUCUUCUCUCUGGGAGAGUGUGGUCUCAUCUCCUUCUCUGACUACAUCUUCCUCACCACAGUGCUCUCCACCCCACAAAGGAACUUUGAGAUCGCCUUCAAGAUGUUUGACCUGAAUGGAGAUGGGGAAGUAGAUCUGGAGGAGUUUGAGCAGGUCCAGAGCAUCAUCAGGUCUCAGACCAGCGUGGGGAUGCGUCACAGGGACCGCUCCACCACGGGCAACACCCUGAGGAACGCCGGCUGCAGCUCCGCCCUCACCACAUACUUUUUCGGUCAGGACCUGAAGGGCAAGCUGACGAUAGGAGCCUUCCUGGAGUUCCAGAGGAAGCUGCAGCAUGAUGUGCUGAAACUGGAGUUUGAGAGGAACGACCCUGUGGAUGGGAGGGUGACGGAGAGGCAGUUUGGAGGCAUGCUGCUGGCCUACAGUGGUGUCCAGUCACGCAAGCUCAAACAGAUGCAGAAGGGCCUGAAGAAGAUGUUCAAGGAUGCCCAGGGCAUCACCUUUGAGGAGCUGGAGAACUUCUUCACGUUUCUGAAGAAUGUCAACGACGUGGACACUGCUCUCAGUUUCUAUCACAUGGCCGGCGCCUCCAUCGACAAAGCCACUAUGAAGCAGGUAGCCCGGACGGUGGCCAAGGUGGAGCUAUCUGACCACGUGUGUGAUGUGGUGUUCGCUCUCUUCGACUGUGAUGGUAACGGGGAGCUGAGUAAUAAGGAGUUCAUCUCCAUCAUGAAGCAGCGUCUGAUGCGUGGUCUGGAGAAGCCCAAGGACAUGGGCUUCACCCGGCUGGUGCGGGCUAUGUGCAAGUGUGCCCAGGACACGGCAUGGGACUUUGCCUCCACCAAGACCCAGUAGGGAGGGGGGGAGGGAGGGAGGGGAGUGUGUUUGUGUGUUGGGUAAUGUGCAUAUAUGUGUGUGUGUGGAUGCAGAUGAGCGUGUGUAUGGUGGGGUAGGGAGACUACAAAGGCCAUCAAAGUCCUCCUCUUCAAAGCGGCGACCCUGACUAACGGUGAACUUGUUAAGACAGCAGCUCGUUAAUAUGUCAGCUCGUUAAGACAGCAACUCGUUAGCAUAAUCAAUCACGCAUGUCAAUGUGGUUGGAGCUCUGCCAUCCAGGGGCACAUGCUGAUGUUGCUGUUUGUGUCCUCAGCAGCUCUCCAUAGAUGCCCGCCCAAAGGCAUUGUGGGUCUUCAUAUAUUGACAACCUCCACGUUGUCUCUGCUUCACUCUGACAAGGCUCUGCUAUUAAAGACUAUUAUUAUUCCAGAAUGACUUUAUAAGACUGAUGUAUAAAAGAAUGACUCCAUAAUAAAAGGAUUAUUUCCAUAA